AUGGAGGGUUUGGUGCUGCGCCCCGCCAAGGACUACCGGGUGGUGCUGCUGGGCAGCGUCGCGGUGGGCAAGACGGCGCUGGCCACGCAGUUCGCGUGCGGCCGCUUCCCCGAACGCUGCGAGCCGUCGGUAGAGGAGCUGUUCAGCAAGGUGAUCGAGGUGAACCGGGCUCCCGCGCUGCUGGAGAUCGUGGACACGGUGGGCGCCGAGCAUCUGGUCACCCUUAAGGACCUGUACAUCAGGAACAGCGACGGCUUCGUGGUGCUCUACAGCGUGUGCGACGAGGCUUCGUUCCAGGCCGUGCGACCGCUGCGGGAGCGCAUGGGCCGGCUGCGGGGCUCGCGCGCAGUCCCACUCGUGUUGGUGGGCACCAAGGCCGACCUCGACGCCGAGCGACGGGUGCUGACGGCUCAGGGACGCGCGCUGGCCCGCGAGUGGCGCUGCCCGUUCCUGGAGAUCACGGCCAAGAGCAAAAUGAUGGUGGAUCGCGUGUUCACGCAGGUGGUACGCGAGAUGGAGGCCCUGGCACCGCCGGGGCAGGAGGCUCCCCUUAUCCCCGCCAACGCCCUGGAGACGUGGCCGGCCGAGAGGUUCAUUGGCUAGCGCGCCACGGUGCCUUUUCCCAGAAAGUUAUCCAACCGUAAACAAGUGGCAGCUGCUUUUCUGAAUGUUCACCGCAAAGGGUGUUGGUGCUUCAGUCUGCCUGCGUGUCUUUCUUCAACGUUAGACAAAAACUUUGCAACAUCCCCUGUGUUUGACCUUCGACUGUGCUACAAGAAGAAACCAAAAUUUACAUUUUACUGCAGAGAGAAUUUACAACCUUGUUCGAUCCGUUUGUUUCUGGACUCCCACCCACCCGUCUAAUUUUUGUAAAUAGCAACUCGUGAACUUUUGAUUGGUUGGGAAGUGUGCACUGAAGAGACGUUUUCUUCGCUUUAGGAGGGUUUUCUCCUUUAUAGCCUUGAGUUCAGCAGUAAGAUUUUCCUCAACAUUUAAUUCCUAAAUAUAGUUAUGACUUAUACCAUGUUGGUUUGAAAGG
This is a messenger RNA of Arvicanthis niloticus (Nile rat), 1039 nucleotides long. Lineage: Eukaryota; Metazoa; Chordata; Mammalia; Rodentia; Muridae. The record is from RefSeq and is a predicted model, not a curated record.